Messenger RNA from Bufo gargarizans (Asiatic toad), 3051 nucleotides. RefSeq names its product transmembrane protein 63A (gene TMEM63A). Lineage: Eukaryota; Metazoa; Chordata; Amphibia; Anura; Bufonidae. The transcript has 23 exons. The record is from RefSeq and is a predicted model, not a curated record. Gene Ontology annotation, molecular function: calcium-activated cation channel activity; nucleic acid binding. Bases 143 to 2578 code for a protein of 811 amino acids. Gene Ontology annotation, cellular component: plasma membrane.
CUCCCUGCCCCCUCCCAGCCCAGGACCUCCGGGAGCAGCAGCUGCUGACACACAGGAGACACGUACCUGAGGAGGACCCCAAACUGCAAGCUGCCCGCCCCCCAUCCAUGUGCCGGGGAGAGCAGACAGCUGAUCAGGCUGGAUGUUCCAUUCCUUCCCAUUUCGUUUUAUGGAGGACUCCACCUCCUUCACUGCCUGGAACGACCUCCGCAUCGGGAAUAGUUCCAAUGAUAACCAGAGUUACUGCUACAACGGGCAGGCGGGAAGCACUGUCCUCCAAGGGGUAACGUUUGGAGGAAUCCCCACUGUCUUGGUGCUGGACGUCAUCUGUUUUGUGUUGUUGCUGCUAGUUUUCUCCAUCAUUCGGAAGAAAUUCUGGGAUUAUGGACGGGUGGCACUUGUAUAUGACAAUGACAGUUUGCCAGAGUGGAGUUACCGUAGAUUAUCCUCACAGUCCUCUUUUAAUGAGGAACUAGAAAAGGACAAGGGAUUUUGCUCCUGGAUAUCCUCUGCAUUUCAGAUGCGUGAUGAAGACUUCUUUGAGCAGUGCGGAGAAGAUGCUUGUCACUACCUCUCCUUCCAGCGUCACCUCAUAUUCUUCCUGGUUGUCGCCAGCGUCCUCUCCAUUGCCAUCAUAUUGCCGGUCAACCUCUCUGGGUCUUUACUUGAAAUGGACCCUUAUAGCUUCGGCAGGACCACAAUAGCAAAUUUACAGCAUGAGGACAGUCUCCUUUGGGUCCACACGGUCAUAGCCAUCAUAUUUCUCAUCCUAAUCGUCGUCCUCAUGCGACAUCACACGUCUGCCAUAAAAUACAAGAAGGAGAAUCUGGUGGAGCAGACGCUGUUCAUAACGGGGCUGCCCCGUGAUUCUGAUAAGGAGACCAUCAGCAGUCACUUCAGUGAAGCCUAUCCAACAUGCCGAGUGGUCGACGUACAUUUGUGCUAUGACAUCGCUGACCUUCUCCGAGUUUCCAGUGAGAGGAAACAAGCUGAAAAAAGCCUUGCGUACUAUAUCAAACUGCAUACCAGAACCGGGGAGUACACUUUUAUUAACUCCAAGCCAUGUGGACAGUUCUGCUGUUGUGAAGUUUCUUGCUGUGAGCGGAUUGAAGCUAUUGAAUAUUAUACUGCAGUCAAAGAGAAGCUGGAGCUGGAAUACGCAUCCAAGCUGGAGCAGACGCGUACUAUGCCCAUUGGGAUAGCUUUUGUGACUUUUUCUGAUAAGUCCAUGGUGACUUUCAUCCUGAAAGAUUUCAACGCCAUCAAGUGCCAUCGCUACAAAUGUGCGACAGAACCGCAGCCAUCGCGCUUCAGCAAACAGCUUCAGACCACAAAGUGGUCGGUGACCUAUGCCACCUACCCGGAGAACAUCUCGUGGGGGAAUAUCUCCAAGCAGGGAGUAAAAUGGUGGGCACGGUGCCUGGCAAUCAAUUUUUUCCUUUUCAUUGUGCUGUUUUUCCUCACCACACCAUCUAUUAUUAUUACUACGAUAGACAAAUUCAAUGUCACCAAGCCCAUCUACUAUCUGAAUAACCCGGUGAUCAGCCAGUUCUUCCCCACCCUCCUGCUGUGGUCGUUCUCCUCCUUAUUACCAACCAUCGUGUAUUACUCAACCAUCUGGGAGGCCCACUGGACAAAGUCUGCAGAAAAUCGUAUCAUGAUGCAUAAAGUCUACAUCUUCCUCAUCUUCAUGGUCCUCAUUUUGCCAUCUCUUGGCCUGACCAGCUUGGACGUCUUCUUUCGGUGGCUCUUUGACAAGUCCUCCCACGUUAACGGUCAAAUCAGACUAGAAUGUGUCUUCCUGCCGGAUCAAGGCGCCUUCUUUGUCAACUACGUCAUCGCCUCAGCGUUUAUUGGCAAUCCGAUGGAGCUGCUGCGUCUUCCAGGCCUCAUUUUGUACACCUUUCGCAUGAUAGUGGCCAAGUCUGCUGCUGAGAGACGGAACAUAAAGCAGCACCAGGCCUUUGAAUUCCAGUUCGGAGCCAUGUAUGCCUGGAUGUUGUGCGUGUUCACCGUUAUCACUGCCUACAGCAUCACCUGCCCCAUCAUUGUGCCUUUUGGUUUGAUCUACAUGUUGCUGAAGCACCUCGUGGACAGACACAACCUGUACUACGCAUAUCUGCCCACAAAACUGGACGGCGAGAUCCACUUUUCAGCCGUCAAACAGUCCCUGGCCGCCCCGAUAUUGUGCAUUAUGUGGCUCUUUUUCUUCACUCUGCUUCGAAUGGGUUUCCAAGGUGCCACACUGUUCAGCCUGAUUGUCAUGCUGAUAACGAUCCUCAUCAGUAUCUCCUAUACUUGUUUCGACUGCCUCAAACAUCUCAGUCCUUUGAAUUACAAGAUAGAAGAAUCUACUCCUGGAGCAGACACUCCAUUCAAGAAAGAAGUCCCUCCAAAGUCACUGACGUACGUCCCCAGUGUCUUGAAAGCUUCGCCAUCCGAGAGCACUCAGCUGGAGCAGGAUUUCCAUCCGUCAUACGGAGCCGUGGAGGACACAGAGACGACGACUCACACAGACGAGGCUCACCACGUAUCGUGGGACGUCCCUGAGUCUAUGGAAACCAAAGACCAGUCCUAGUGCGACAGCAGCGACCAAACACACCAGUAGAUAGGAAGGAACUCUGCCUGCAGGAUACCUGCUUAAUGGCCCAUCAGAACCGGAGUUGUCCCUGAAGACAAGCUGCUAUGAUGGGGGUGAUGACUGCAUAGCCCAUUGCUGCUCCACUGCUCCUAUCAACAGGACAUCUACAAUCUUGUAAAGGGUUUGUCCCAUUAGGACGACCUGUAUGAAUGUGCCCCUUUUAAAUCAUAGUGGGACACCCGAUGUUAGCAAUAGCAGAGCGCCACCUCAAAUGUUUAAAUUGAAAUCAUGUAAUUCCACAUUUCUCCUGUAGUGGUCACUAGUAUCCAGCUGCAACACCAGGGGGGUCCUUUAAAGGGGUUGUCCGGGUUCAGAGCCUCCAUUUUCACCCAGGCAGUCCCCCUGACUUGAGCAUCGGAGCAGUUCAUGCUAAAUCGCACAGGGCAAAGGCAUUUUCAGGAGUUCCGGUG